Panthera uncia (snow leopard) is the source of this 769-nucleotide messenger RNA. Its product is annotated as serine/arginine repetitive matrix protein 3-like. Lineage: Eukaryota; Metazoa; Chordata; Mammalia; Carnivora; Felidae. The coding region runs from base 1 to 564 and encodes 187 amino acids. The transcript is spliced from 3 exons. The record is from RefSeq and is a predicted model, not a curated record.
AUGGGCUCGAGCCCCAGCGGGGCCCUCGGCGGCUACAGGGAGGCCCAGGCGACACCGGAGGCCGGGGAAGACCCCGCGCCGGAAGGAAGGACGGAGGUCCCGCCAGCGAUCCCCCUGGCUGUCCGACUCGUCUCAGCCCUUUCCCUUGGGCCCACCUUCCCCGCGGCGGCGGCCGUCACCAGGGAUGCAGGGAGCGGGUGGGUGUCGGGAGAUUGGUGGGGCCGCCGCCCUCGGACACGCAGGGCCCUGCGCCGACAGGACCCCACCCCACCUUGUGCCGCCGCCGUCGGACUGGGCCGGCUGCAGUCGCAGGGCGCGCCACCUGGAGGCCGCGGGGCCCACGGCGACCCUGGAGAACGGUUCUCGCCGCGGCGCCUCCGGACCCCCCCCCCCAGGCGGCCGACAGCCCCGAGCAGCGACGGGCGCCCCGCCGCCCUCCUCCCCGAGAGUCCGCCCCACCGCUGCCCUCGAGGGCCCAGGGGCUGUCAGAGGCGGCGCCGGCUUUCCCUGCGUCUAAGUCAGUUGCCCAGUGACGGCUGCGGGACCACCAGCUUUCAGAACUGAGUCUCCGCUCAGUCUCCCGGAGGAAACUGGCCGAGCGGCCUCGGAAAGGCGCGCGGUCGCCCGGAGGAAGGGACAGUGCUGUCACCUGGCCGCCUCCCCGACGACUUCGGAACUUGGUGCAGCCACACGCAGCGGUGGGGGGGAGGGGGUGGACAGACUCGGUCCAGCCCAAGAGAAGGAGUGGCUUUCUCCCCCAACUACCCCA